AUGAUGUCGAUUCAAAUUGUUAUCAACCAGAAUCAGCAAACCAUUUCAUUCCUCGAAGCCAAGGACUACGACAGCGCGAUUGUGUCAUCUUCGUUUGCGUUAGAGUGCCUCGGUAGCAUCCCGCCGAUCAUGUCACAACAAGAUGAAGAAAUUCUUCAUUCAGGCUCCUCCUCCUCCUCCUCGCCUGAAUUUUCAUUCGAUCAGUGCAUGCUACUUACCAGCAUUCCUGAAGGGGAUGAUCAAUGUGGAACUCUUACAUUUAUGUACAACCGUGCCAUUCUGCUGCCUUCCAACGUAACCGAUCACGGUAUCAUUACACCCAUUCUCAUUUUCAACGCGGCGCUUGCUCAUCAUUUGGCGGCAAUGAGAAAGGAUGAAAGGUCACCACAGUAUCUUGAUAGAGCAAUGCAACUAUAUACCUUGGUGUACCAUUCACAAGAUGUCAUGGAGAAUCCCCUAUUUCACUUUGUUGUAUAUAACAAUGCUGCAUUGAUCGAUCUGCAGAUCGGCGGGAACCAGGACACAUGGAAGGCGUACUUCCGACACCUGGUACAUAUCUACAUGAUCCUGGUGGAUGAAAGCUGCAUCUCGGAACUACGGCACAUCCAAGGUUUUCUCGGGAGUCUCUUGACUACCAAGCCAGCAGCGGCCGCGGCUUGA
Cylindrotheca closterium is the source of this 660-nucleotide messenger RNA. NCBI's taxonomy places the organism in Eukaryota, Bacillariophyta, Bacillariophyceae, Bacillariales, Bacillariaceae. The record is from the annotation of a GenBank genome assembly.